AUGCAUUUGAUGUACACUUUAGGCCCAGAUGGGAAACGUAUUUACACGUUGAAGAAGACCGCUGAAGACGGCGAAAUUACGAAAUCUGCGCAUCCUGCCAGAUUUUCUCCCGACGACAAAUACUCCAGACAAAGAGUUACGCUCAAGAAAAGAUUUGGGCUUUUGCCUGGCCAGAAAUGA
This is a messenger RNA of Lachancea mirantina, 180 nucleotides long. The record is from the annotation of a GenBank genome assembly. Lineage: Eukaryota; Fungi; Ascomycota; Saccharomycetes; Saccharomycetales; Saccharomycetaceae.